GAAAAUUUUUCAAUAAAAUAUUAUUCGUAUACAAAAAUAAUUAAUUGUUCAUUUGAAAGAUAAAUUGUGUAAAUUUUUUCAAUGGUACAUAAUGACUCGAUAUUGCUUUGUUUACAUUGUGUGUGCCGAUAAUUUAACAGCAAGAUUUGUGUAAAUAUUAUGGAAUGAGUUUUCAAUUAGUUUGAUAUUAUUACGGAAACAUUAUUCGCCAAGGAACUUUUACCAAAGUAAGAUGGAAUCGAGUAGUUUCUUCAACUGUCCUGUUAGAGUAAAAGACGAACCUCGUGAUGAGCUUCUCAAUGAUAAUGAUUAUAAAAUAAUUGACACGACACCCGUCACUCAAAAUAUUAAAUACGAAAGGUUUUGGCAAGAAAAUUCAACCCAAGAGCUUCAAGAACAUGACGAAAAUCAUGAAAAUGAACUUGACGACCUGGAAAUCGAAAUGGAAUGUACAGACAUGAAGCCAAAUUUAUUGGCGGUUGCGAAAAUUGAAGAUUAUUCUCCAAAUCAAUUGCCGAAUAGUGAUGUGUAUAAAACUGGAAGCAAAAUUAAAUUAGAAAGUGUCGACACAGUGAAGAAAGAAUUUUUUAGUGAAGAAGAAACUGAUUUUAAUUUCGGACGUGCACUCAGCGAGCAAAAUAAACAAGAAACUGUUUCAAAAGAGCUAAAUUAUAGACAUAGGCUCAAAACUCACAUUGAUACUACGCAAUAUAAAAUCACACAAGAUUGUGAUAUUUGCGGAAAAUCAUUCAGAUAUAAGAGUUAUCUUCAAAGACACAUCGAUUCAGUACAUCGUAAAAUCACGCAUCCAUGCGACAGAUGCCAAAAGACAUUCUCAAAGAAUAGUACUCUCAAAAAUCACAUAGAGUCGGUGCAUCAUAAAAUAAGGCAUGCAUGUUAUAAAUGCCGAAAGACAUUCUCAGACAAGAAUUAUCUCAAAAAGCACAUUGAUUCGGAGCAUAAUGGUGUCCCUAAUGCGUGUGACAUUUGUGGGAAGACAUUCUCACAAAAAAGUAAUCUCAAAACUCACAUCAAAUCGAUACAUCAUAAAAUUACGCAUCCAUGUGAUGAAUGCCAAAAGACAUUUUCAGACAAGGGUUAUCUCAGAAAGCACAUCGAGUCGGUGCAUAAUGGUGUCGGAUAUGAAUGCGAUGUUUGCGGAAAGAAUUUCACAAGUAAAUGUCGGCUCAAAGUCCACAUCGACGUAGUGCACAAUGGAAUCGGCUUCGCGUGUGAUGUGUGCACAAAGAAAUUUACUGCGAAAAGUAGUCUUAAAGCCCAUAUCGAUGCGGAGCACAAUGGAAUCACCCACUCAUGUGAUUCAUGUGAAAAAAAAUUUAAAUAUAAAACUCAUCUCAAAAAGCAUGUGAAAUCGUCGCAUAAUGUUAUAACCCAUUCAUGCGGGACAUGCCGAAAGACAUUCAGACAAAAAAGAAAUCUUAAAGCUCACAUCGACGUGGCGCAUAAUUCGCGCAUCAAAACCUAACAUAUAUAUUAAAUUUAUGUUCAAUGAUGACUCACUGAUGUACUAUUUAGUGUACUGUCAAACAAGACUAAUUUAAUAAUUUUUAUUAAUUACGAUAUUUUGUUUUCUUCGUCUAUUAUGUUAUCUUGGUCUGCAAAAACAAUGACAAGUUUGAAAAAAAUAAAUUUCUUUUUU
Messenger RNA from Trichogramma pretiosum, 1660 nucleotides. RefSeq names its product zinc finger and BTB domain-containing protein 41-like. Lineage: Eukaryota; Metazoa; Arthropoda; Insecta; Hymenoptera; Trichogrammatidae. Bases 233 to 1486 code for a protein of 417 amino acids. Gene Ontology annotation, cellular component: nucleus. The record is from RefSeq and is a predicted model, not a curated record. The transcript is spliced from 3 exons.